ACCGUUAAACGGUCUCUUUGUGGUGAUGAACAGAAGCGUGUUGCAGUCACUCUCACUCUCACACUCCUGAAUCUGUCUCACUCCUAACAUCUCUACUUCUAUUUCUUCAUCAUCUCCUCCUUCUUCAUCAUCCUCUCUGCAGUGUCCUUCACAAUGGAUCAUCACAGCCCAGACAUGUCCAACAUCAGUCAAGGUGAAGAUCCAGAAGAUCCUGAAGAUCUAGAAGAUCCUGAAGAUUCAGAAGAUCCUGAAGAUCUAGAAGAUUCAGAAGAUCUUGAAGAUCCUGAAGAUCUAGAAGAUCUAGAAGAUUCAGAAGAUCUUGAAGAUCCAGAAGAUGCUGAAUCUUCAGAAGUUCUAAAAGAUUCUGAAGAUCCAGAAGAGGAACCUCAGAUGAACAUCGGGAGAAGAGGAUCUCUGAUUAUUCCUCCUGGUUUCUCCUCAGAAAUUCAACCUGCUACCAGCGUAGAAGAGAAUCAGAACACUACAUCACCACUAUUAAACUCCAUCACUGAUCCCAAAGAGGAGGAAAAAGAAAAAUAAUGGAAGCAGCAUUUGAAACACAGACAGAUCAGAGAUUAAGAGAACUUUAAAAAGAAAAGAAAUUUAAAAACAACAAGACCAUGAAUUGAUGUUUUACACACACACACACACACACACAGUCAGGUCACUAACAGCAGUGUAAUAAUAUAAAUGUGUGUUUAUUACGUCCUUCACCGCUGCUGCAGUUUAAUAACAAUAAUCCUGAUUUAUUUAUUAAUCCAGACAUUUUGGAGAAAGUUUGUAAAAUGUUUUUUACUCAAAUUCACUAAAGUGGAAAGUUUCUGAGGGUCUGAACAACACUGUGAACUGAAGCUACACAAUGGCAGCUGUAAUGAUCACUUCACAUGUGUGUUAUUUUACUGUGUGUUAGAGUUGUGUAUUAGUGUAUGUGCAGUUUUUUAUACUGACUUUUUAAUAAAAAAUCAAU
Molecule: messenger RNA, 967 nt
Organism: Pangasianodon hypophthalmus (striped catfish)
Lineage: Eukaryota; Metazoa; Chordata; Actinopteri; Siluriformes; Pangasiidae
Exons: 2
Coding region: 154-540 (128 amino acids)
Source: RefSeq, a predicted model, not a curated record